Messenger RNA from Saccharomycodes ludwigii, 2475 nucleotides. RefSeq lists its product as uncharacterized. Lineage: Eukaryota; Fungi; Ascomycota; Saccharomycetes; Saccharomycodales; Saccharomycodaceae. Bases 1 to 2475 code for a protein of 824 amino acids. The transcript has a single exon. Gene Ontology annotation, molecular function: DNA-binding transcription factor activity, RNA polymerase II-specific. The record is from RefSeq and is a predicted model, not a curated record.
AUGGAAAGGAAUAUAUACUAUAACAAUAAUAACAAUAAUACUCCCAACAUUAAUGCUAACAAUAACAACAAUAACAAUAACAACAACAACAACAAUAGCAGCGAUAGAGAUGGGAAAUUACUUCCUAAUCAAGGGAUUUCAGAUCCGCAAGGUCAAAAAAAUCUCCAGCUUAAUAACCAGUUUAGUUACCUUUCUUUCCUUGAAAACACAACUGAUUUUAAUAGCGAUUUAAGCAAUGAUGCGAGCCAAAUAAAUAAUAAUUCGUUAAACAAUGUAAAUGAUAUUCAUAAUAAUAACCCUCAUUUUUCAUGGAAUAAUAAUUCUACCCCAUCCUUAUCGACAGUAUUUCAUAGUAACACACCGGUAGCUUCGCUGGAACAAUUAUUGUCUGAACGCAACUCCAUUUCUGCUCUGACAGCGGGCUCAGGUGGCUCGGCUGUAUCUACACCAACAGGUCAUACAAUGCGAAUGAGUAAUGUCGAUAGUACCGGUUCUAACAAAAUUGAAGAUAUUAACAAUAGAGAUCUAUCCUCUAUUUCCAACACGCCUAUUCUUCCAUUUUCGGUAUCACCAUCUGUUUCUGUCAACAACAAUAACAGUGUGAGUAACACAACCACUAAUUCUACUCCUAACUCGUCCUCGAUUGCUACUGAAAUUGCUUCUCCGUCACCACAACAGGAAAAAUCUCACAAUAAUCAGUUGUCUGAUAUGGCCAUUGAGAGCAUCAGGAGACAGAAAAAUCAGAAUAGUCAAAUUCAUUUGGAUCCAAUCCCAGAUUUUAAGGAUAGGAAAGACAUUAAGCCUUGGUUACAAAAAAUAUUUUAUCCUUUGGGUAUUGAAAUUGUAAUUGAAAGAAGCGAUUCAGGAAAAGUUAUAUUUAAAUGUAAAGCAUCUAAAAGGAAGGAUAUCGAAGAGCAUAAAAAGUUGCAUAAUAUUUCUGAUUAUAUUAACGGUGACACAAACACUAAUAAAGCUGGUUUUGACUGUGAAAGCGAGCCUGUGUGCAACGGUGGCAGCACCCGUAAUGCCCAUCAAAAAAAAAAGAAAAGAGUAGUUAGUCCAUAUAAUGUAUGUCCAUUUAGAAUUAGAACCUCUUUUAGUGUGCGAAGAAAAAAAUGGAGUAUUGUUGUAGUAAAUAACUCACAUUCACACCCACUAAAAUUUAAUUCUGAUAGUGAUGAUUAUAAAAAAUUCAAGUUAUAUUUAAAGGAGAGUGAAGAUUGGGAGGCGGUGAAAAAAUUUGAUGAAUUGGAAUAUAGAUCCAAGUUCAAUUUACCUAUCCAAUUGAACACAAUUCCAUGUGAAUGUGGGUUAACUGAAGAAGUGUCAAGUUUUGAUAUAGUUUUGCCUGCUACCUUGGCAAACAGUAUGAAAACAUUUAGUUCGUUACGUAAAGUUCAUAAUAGUAAUAAUAAUGACAGUAAUAUUCAUGCAAAUAUCAACGGGCAUAUAAGUAAUAUCAAUGCAAUACAAAAUGCAGAUGAACAAAAGAGUGAUAAAUCUGUUAAUAAGAAGAAACAAAGGAAGCAACAAAGGAAGAAAACUAGGAUUAACAAGAAACAAUUGACUAAACAGUUAUUGAGUAAAAAUGAUAAUUGUAACAAUGUUAACGUUGCUAACAACACAAUUGAUGAUUAUUAUAAUUCUUAUAGCUCAAAUAACGAAAUUGAUUUUACAGAAUUAUUUCUUAAAAGCCAUUUCCGUACACACUCUAAACUACUAAAUAAUGCUGACACUGAUACUACUACCAUCACCAAUACUAAUAGUAGCAUUAAUAAGAAUACGGAUAUUAAUACAAUAUUAGCUGAAAAUGGAAUACCUCAUCUUAAACAGCAGGUUAGUUCAUAUCCACAUACUGUUGAUCAUCUUUCCUUUGGUGAAGCGUAUGAUAAUAACAGCAACACUGAACAUUUGAAAGAACUUGUAGAUAGCCAGAAUAGUAAUAGUAUUAAUAAUUCUAUUAUUAACAAUAAUGAUAAUAACAAUAUCAGUAACGAUAAUAACGAUAGCAAUAACAGUAACAAUAAUCAUAAUGUAGGUGAUGUUUUAAUUAAUGGGUUAAAUGAAAUGAAGAUUUUGGAUGAUGAUAAACUGUUAACAUUUGAAUCGACCAAUAUUCAGAGCAACUCUAUGAUAGAUACGAAACAAACAAAUAUUUCCGAAUUUUUCAGCACUAAGCUUAGCACAUCUAAUAACCCAGAUAACAUAGGAAUAAAUACCAAUCAUAACAUUGAUGCUCUUGAUCGAAAUCAACAGCUGCACGAACAAGAGUAUAAUAUAAACAAUGAAGUAUUAAAUGCGAGCCAUUCUAUGCUGCAGGCUUUUUCAACUUCCGUUUUACCUGCUGCCCCUGCAUCAGUAAGUAAUGAUAAUAACAUUAAUACCAACACUAAAAACACCACUAGGGAUAAUAAUGAAAACGAUUCAAUUUUACAAGAUAAAAAUGAAAACUAUUUACAUUUAGGGUUUUUGUAG